AUGGUGAAAGCCAAUACGACGGAGAGGCUUGCUCAGCUUCGAGCUCUGAUGAAAGAGCACAAUGUUCAAGUAUAUGUCGUGCCCUCAGAAGAUAGCCACAGCUCCGAAUACAUUGCCUCCUGCGACGCCCGGCGAGAGUUCAUCAGCGGCUUUACUGGUUCUGCCGGCUGCGCGGUCAUCACGGAAACAGCUGCGGCCCUUGCGACGGAUGGCCGUUACUUCAACCAGGCUGCUCAGCAAUUAGAUGACAACUGGACGCUGUUGAAGCAGGGCCUCCAGGAUGUCCCUACAUGGCAAGAGUGGGCUGCUGAGCAAUCCGCCGGAGGCAAGAAGGUUGCCGUGGACUCGACCUUGAUCACGGGCUCUGCAGCAAAGAAGCUCGCAGAGAAAAUCCGCAAGAGCGGCGGGUCUGACUUGGUCCCCCUUGACGUCAACUUGGUGGAUGCGGUCUGGGGCGGAGAGAGGCCUGCGCGACCUCAGCAGCGCAUCACCGUGCUAUCUGAGAAAUUCGCUGGCAAGUCAGUACAGGCCAAGCUAUCCGACCUCAUUUCCGAGCUUGAGAAGAAGAAAUCUCCCGGAGUGUUCAUUUCGAUGCUCGAUGAGGUAGCUUGGCUUUUCAACUUGCGCGGCAACGAUAUCCCUUACAACCCCGUCUUCUUCUCGUACGCCGUUAUCACGCCAAAAGGGGCAGCAUUGUACGUGGACGAGUCCAAGCUGGAUGGAGAGUGCCGUGAGCACUUGGCUAAAUUCGACGUUGCCAUCAAGCCAUACGACGCCUUCUUCCGCGAUGCGGAGCAGCUUCACCAGCAGUUUGUGGCCUCUACUCAGGGCGCGGAGAGCGGUAACGCAGGCAGCUUCCUCAUGUCUAAUAAGGGUUCUUGGGCCUUGAAGAGAGCACUGGGUGGUGACUCAGGAGUUGAAGAGAUCCGCAGUCCAGUUGGUGAUUCCAAAGCAGUCAAGAACGAGACCGAAAUGGAGGGAAUGCGAGCGUGCCACAUCCGAGACGGUGCUGCUCUGAUUGAGUAUUUCGCAUGGCUCGAGGACCAGCUCAUAAACAAAAAGGCUGUGCUCGACGAAGUAGAGGCUGCUGACAAGUUGGAAGCACUGCGAUCUAAGCAUGAGCACUUUGUCGGACUAUCAUUCCCGACCAUCUCAUCAACUGGUGCAAACGCGGCUGUUAUUCAUUACGGCCCCGAACGUGGAAAUUGCGCUACCAUUGACCCAAAGGCCAUAUACCUGUGUGAUUCAGGAGCGCAGUUUUUGGACGGCACAACUGAUACGACACGGACGCUGCAUUUCGGAGAGCCUACAGAUGCCGAGAGAGAGGCCUACACACUGGUUCUAAAGGGUAACAUUGCCUUGGACAUGGCCGUCUUCCCCAAGGGAACGACUGGAUUUGCUCUUGAUUCACUGGCUAGGCAGCAUCUCUGGAGUACUGGAUUAGACUAUCGACAUGGUACCGGCCACGGUGUUGGGUCUUUCUUGAAUGUCCACGAGGGCCCCAUCGGUAUUGGAACCCGAAUUCAGUACACUGAAGUUCCAUUGGCUCCUGGAAAUGUCAUAUCAAACGAACCAGGAUACUAUGAAGAUGGCCGUUUCGGAAUCCGAAUCGAGAACAUCGUCAUGGUCAAGGAGGUCAAGACAAAGUAUUCCUUUGGUGACAAGCCGUUCCUAGGGUUUGAGCAUGUGACCAUGGUCCCCUACUGCAGGAACCUGAUAGAUGAGAGCCUGCUCACGGCAGCUGAGAAGGCGUGGUUAAAUGCGUCUAACGCAGAAAUUUUGGAGAAGACCAAGGGGUUCUUCGAGGAUGAUGCUCUUACGACAGCGUGGUUGACAAGGGAGACCCGGCACAUUGAUUAG
Molecule: messenger RNA, 1860 nt
Organism: Trichoderma breve
Lineage: Eukaryota; Fungi; Ascomycota; Sordariomycetes; Hypocreales; Hypocreaceae
Product: metallopeptidase family m24 domain-containing protein
Exons: 4
Coding region: 1-1860 (619 amino acids)
Molecular function (GO): metalloaminopeptidase activity
Source: RefSeq, a predicted model, not a curated record